Molecule: messenger RNA, 1047 nt
Organism: Diplodia corticola
Lineage: Eukaryota; Fungi; Ascomycota; Dothideomycetes; Botryosphaeriales; Botryosphaeriaceae
Product: copia
Exons: 2
Coding region: 1-1047 (348 amino acids)
Source: RefSeq, a predicted model, not a curated record
AUGGAGGAGUUCAUCGGCUACAUCGAGGCAUAUGACAUCGACGAUGGUGAGGAGACAAGGCCCGAAACUUUGACGGGCGAGGGACAGGAGAGCGCCAGGUUCCCUGCCCUCAACCCCAAUGCUUGGGUACUCGCUCCCCAAGGAUGGCACCACAUCUGCAACAACCGCAGCCUGUACGCAACCUUCGACGAGAUCGAGCUCAACCCGAUGCACACGCGCUUCGGCAAGACGGGCGACGUGGCGGUCGGCAUCGGCACCAUCAGGCUGCCGGUGAGGCUAAAGGACGGGCAGACGCUGCGGCUGCCAUUCGGCGAGGUGCUCUUCGCGCCCACGCGCAAGGCAAACAGCCUGUCGCUCAAGCGCCUCAACCACUCGGGCACCGCCAUCGACCACCGCAGCGGCCUCGGCUACGACGUCAACGACCGCAACAUCAUGUGGUUCCCCAACUCGGGCGGGCUGCCCACGCUCCGCCUCGACGGCGUCCCCGACCGCCUCUACCUCGACAACGAGUUCACCGACGACGAGGCCGCCGCCUCGUACUGCGACGCCUGGAUCAAGCAGCAGCCGGUGCUCAGGGCCAUCAACGGCUUCGCCGAGGCCCUGCAGGUCAUCGCUCGCCUCAAGGAGGCCAAUCCGCGCACCGACCCCGCCCUCGUGCGCCGCCUGCUGGCCAAGAGGGUCGUCAACAUCACCGUCGAGGACUUCGUCAAACUGCUCGGCAUCCACGUCGGAGGGGGCGCUGCCGCGGCGGCGCCUGCAUUCGCCCAGGGAGCGUCGCCGCUCUCGCCGACCAUGCAGCCUUCGAGGCCGUACUCGGGCCCGAGUGCGCGCCAGCCGCUCGGUCCGAGGAGUUCGGCGCCGCCGAAUGCGAGGGCGUCGAUGCCGCCGGCGAAGAGGUUGCCGGCGCCGAGGAACGAGUUCAUCAGGAGCCAGUGGGGCUCGAGGGCCGCGUUUCAGUCUUCGUAUGGCUUGACGAUGACGCCAGAAGACAUUGAGGAAGGCGAAGCGAUUCUGGAAAAAUUCCGCCGGAACGGGCUCUUUCGCUGA